This is a messenger RNA of Colletotrichum siamense, 1491 nucleotides long. RefSeq names its product Bifunctional solanapyrone synthase (gene sol5-3). The record is from RefSeq and is a predicted model, not a curated record. The transcript has 3 exons. Lineage: Eukaryota; Fungi; Ascomycota; Sordariomycetes; Glomerellales; Glomerellaceae. Gene Ontology annotation, molecular function: FAD binding; oxidoreductase activity. The coding region runs from base 1 to 1491 and encodes 496 amino acids.
AUGGCGGCUGCCGUCUCAGAAGGUCCGCAAACCGACAAGGCGGGCAGGGCGUGCCAAAACCUGAAGAGCGCCUUUGCCAACUCAACUAUUCUCGCGGAUGAUGAAGGUUAUAUGGAGGAAACCCAAGUGCCAUGGUCCGCGAGGUCUUGGCUCGGUCCAGCGUGUAUCUUUGCUCCCACGGACGCAAAUCAACUGUCUUCUGGCCUGAGAUGCAUUGUUGAACAGGAAGUGCAGUUCGCCAUGCGCGGAGGUGGCCACAUGCCCAUUUCGAAUGUUAGCAGCAUUGACACCAACGGUAUUCUGAUAUCGAGCGUGAACAUGAAAACCCUCGCCAUUUCAGAGGACAAGAAUACGGUGUCCGUCGGCCCAGGCCUGCGGUGGACUGAUGUCUACACCGCACUUGACGGGACUGGAGUCACUGUUCUCGGUGGGCGUGGCAGCCCCAUUGGUGUCUCUGGUCUUUUGCUGGGUGGAGGUGUUUCUUUCUUCAGCUACGAAUACGGUCUCGCAUCGACAAAUGGCAACGUCAAGGCGUAUGAGUGCGUCUUGGCUGAUGGAGCCGUCGUGGAAGCCACUCCCACGAAUGAAUAUGCCGAUCUGUUCUGGGCGCUUCAAGGUGGCGGUAACUCAUUUUGUCUCGUCACUCGCUUCGAUCUCCAAACCCAUCAUUCUCCAUCCGUCAUGCUCGCUUCCCCAUCUUAUGGUGGAGAGGAAGUUAAGCAGCAGUUUAUCGAGGGUGUUUACAACUUUACUGCCAAUGGGCACGAGGAUCCCAAGGCUGCCGUCCUGCCUGUCAUCACUUAUGUCAGCGGCACUGAUGGGCCAACGUAUUCGGCAACAUUGUUCUACAACGGAAACUCCACCUCACCGACGAUUCUGGGAGACUUUCUCGGUGAUAUCCUGACUCCGUACAAUAGCUCGAAGUCGCUCUCAUCAUUUCCUAUUGGGAAGUAUAACCAGGCAGUGUUGCCAGCCUUUCAGAAAGGCGGUCGCUCCUACGGGUCGAGACAACGAUUCCACUUGCUCCCAAUCUACGCCAACAAAGAAGCCAUGCUGAUUGCCCAAGACAUGUAUUUUGAGCUUGCAAAGUCGACGUUCAGCAACACCGAAGGAGGAAUCAUCGGCUUUGCUUUCAACCCCAUCACUUCGGCACUUCUCGCGGCGACCAAUGCCCAGCCAGGUGCAAUCCAAGGAAUUGAUGAGUCGCCUUCAUUCUGGAUCGAGCAAACCUAUAGCUGGACAAACGAAGCUGAUGACAAAGUAGUCGACAACUUCAUCAGCGAGUUCAACACCAAGGUCAGGGAGCGCUUGGAGCCAAUGGGUGUGUUGUAUCCGUUUUACUACUUGAACGAAGCAGACAUCGGCCAGCCCGUGUUUGAAAGCUACCCAGAUGGCAACCUUGAUCGUCUGAAGGAGAUCAGGGCCAAGUACGACCCUGGUAGGGUCUUCACUGACCUCAUGUCUGGUGGCUUCAAGGUUGCGGCAGCUUAA